AUGGUUCACAUCUUUAGUGGCCUUACUACAAUGGCGUUGUUUGUCGUCUUCACACAAGCACAAGCUAAGCGAUAUAUGGGGAAAAGAGACCUCAGUCGAGACUAUUACACAUUGAAUAUACCCAGCACGAAAGACGGUAUAGAAUCAGCGAAGUACAUUGCUCACCAGCUUCAAGUGAGGUAUGAAGGAAGUGUAGGUGAGCUAGACUCUUGGUUCAUGGUGAGCUCUCCUCAGAGCCUCAAAAGAGACGAUCCAGUAUUAGCCAACUUUAACAGACUCAAGCAUCUCUCGCUGCAAAAAAGAGACGCCACUUCACAGCACUGGCAAAACGUAAAGUUGAUAGAAAAGCAAACUCUGAAACGACGUACAAAACGUGGACCAAUACCCGCAGACAAGCAAUUAGUUGAUGCACAAAAAACACUCAGUAUCAAGGAUCCCUGGUUUCCUCAGCAGUGGCAUCUGAUCAACACUGAAAAUCCAGGCAAUGAUAUCAAUGUCACCGGAGUCUGGAAGCAGGGUAUCACUGGCAAAGGUGUUAAUGUGGUGAUCUUGGAUGACGGGCUGGAUUAUAAGAGCAAAGACUUGGCAGACAACUUUUUUGCAGAAGGUUCCUAUGAUUUCAACGAUCAUGAAUCACUGCCCACACCAAAGUUAUGGGAUGAUAGUCAUGGAACUCGUUGUGCUGGCCAGAUUGCAGCUGUAAAGAACGAUGUAUGUGGUAUGGGAAUUGCAUAUGAAGCAAAGGUAGCUGGUGUUCGUAUUUUGUCAGGCGAUUUGACCGAUGCAGAUGAAGCCAUUGCACUCAACUAUGAAUAUCAAAAAAACAUGAUUUUCUCUUGCUCUUGGGGACCGCCUGAUAAUGGACAAACGAUGGAAGCACCAAAUGGCAUUCUUGCAGACGCCUUUGCCAACGGUAUCAAAAAGGGUCGAGGAGGAAAGGGAUCCAUCUAUGUGUUUGCUACAGGCAAUGGUGCUACAUCCGGCGACAAUUGCAAUUUUGAUGGAUACACCAACAGCAUUUACACCAUCACUGUGGGAGCCAUUGAUCAUAGAAACGAGCACCCUCCUUAUUCUGAGAGCUGCUCAGCUCAGCUUGUAGUGACCUAUUCGAGUGGAGGUGGCCAGUUUAUUCACACUACAGAUGUUGGUGAAAACAGCUGCUCUGAUCGACAUGGUGGUACAUCGGCUGCUGCACCUAAUGCAGCAGGCAUCUUUGCACUGGUGUUGUCUGUUCGACCUGAUUUAACAUGGAGAGAUUUGCAGCAUCUCUGUGUGCAGACAGCAUUGCCUGUCAACACCAAUGACGAGGAUUGGAAAGAGCUGCCUUCUGGAAGAUUAUACAAUCACAAAUUUGGAUACGGUAAACUGGACGCUUAUGCGCUGAUUGAAGCAGCCAAAACAUUCAAGCUGGUGAAUCAACAAACAUGGCUUGCACUGCCUAGCCCAGUAAAGAAGAGAGCUAUCCCAGACUCUACUGGUCUCAAAACUCGAAAGGCGCUAAAGAACAUUGUUUUGGUCACUGAAGAGAUGAUCAAAGCAGCCGGCCUGCUUCGAUUGGAACACAUUACAGCCACUGUCAAUAUCCAGCAUGAAAGACGUGGUAACAUUGUCAUUGACCUGGAAAGUCCCAAUCAUGUCAUCUCAGAAUUGGCCACUAGACGUAAUCUGGAUACAAAUGAUCGUGGUAUUACAAAUUGGAAGUUUAUGACAGUAAAACACUGGGAAGAAGAUCCUGUUGGCAACUGGACACUCAAUGUUUACGACGUUGACAAUCCAGAAUCAAAGGGCUUCAUGUUGAAUUGGACAUUGACCUUGUUUGGAGAGCAGGAUCCUGCAUUUGAGGGAACGCCUAUUCAUUCCUCAACUGGUCUUCAUGACGACAAAGAGCACGAGGUAUCGAUAUCACCUACCACCUCUACGGCAAAACCUGUUUCGACUACAAAAGAUAACACACCAUCGAGACCAACUCGCAUCAAGCCCGAGGAUAAGAGCAGCAAAUCAUCAGAGAAAACGAUAUCCUCCACAACAGCCGCCUCUCCCACAAGCAGCGAAACCCCUGCUACUGAAAAUGAAGAAGCAGGCACACAAGCAGAGAAGAUGAAGGAUGACCAUAGUUACCUAACUGUCGUAUACGCUGUAGUGGGAUCAUUUGCUAUUCUUGGAGUAGCCACAGGACUUUACUUUUACAAACGUCAAGGAUGGAAGUCGCCUAUUAUGACAACGCAGGACAGACAAUUAGGGCCUGGAGGAUAUGAAUUUGAUGUACUUCAGCCACUGACUGAACUAGAUGAAGACGAACUAUCAGAAUCAGACACAGAUGACGAUAACGAAGUGGAUAGACUUGUUUGCAGCAACCAUUAA
Molecule: messenger RNA, 2361 nt
Organism: Mucor velutinosus
Lineage: Eukaryota; Fungi; Mucoromycota; Mucoromycetes; Mucorales; Mucoraceae
Product: pheromone-regulated protein prm10
Exons: 6
Coding region: 1-2361 (786 amino acids)
Biological process (GO): protein processing
Cellular component (GO): Golgi membrane; trans-Golgi network
Molecular function (GO): serine-type endopeptidase activity
Source: RefSeq, a predicted model, not a curated record